AUGGAUAUCAGCGCCUACACUAAAUCUAUAGCUUUAUCUACCACUUUAGCUGGUUUUAUAAAGGUCUCUAACUUUCUAGUCAAUCAGCUUAGCCUUCGUUACGUUGAUCCAGCUAAUUUAGGUAGACAUUCAUUCAAAUUAGAGUUAUUUUAUGCAUCUAUACAGCAAUUAUCAAAGGACUCUGUUGGUUUAGCGUCUCUCAGUGCUAGUAUAUCUAACCAACAAUCAAUAAACCUCGCAUUUCUCGCGAUUCCUCUAAACGUCAUCACUCUUCUUAUCACUAGAGUGCUUUUUAUUGGAAGCAAUAUAGGAGAUGCUGAUUACAAUAGAGCGUUGACUUUAUAUACCCUUUCCAUACUUUUAGAAGCAUUAGUUGAACCGCUCAAAUAUCAAUCAAAUAAACGGGUUGAAAUAAAAAGGAAAUCUUUUAUUGACAGUUUCUCAUUCGCAGCUAAAGCACUGGUAUCAUUUAUUUUAUUGACGCGUUAUUCUAAUCAUAGCUCCCUCACUUGUUAUGCUUUUGGUCAAUUGAGUUACUCACUUAUUCAGUUUGUAAGCUAUUGUGGUGACAUAACAAUACACUAUCCACGUAUCCUAGCAAAUGAGGCACCCUUUAGUAAGGCUUCUUUACUUUCAUUACGAGCUCUUAUAACACAAGCACUUAUCAAGUUGGGUCUAACACAAGGCGACAAAUACAUCAUUUCUUCACAUUUAUCAGAUUCAGAUCAAGGGGCUUUUGCAUUGGCUGACAAUUACGGUAGCAUGGUUGCUCGUAUAGUUUUCCUCCCCAUAGAAGAGAAUUCCCGGGUGUAUUUCUCGAAAAAUGACUCAGUAGAGCAGGUCUCAAAUGCAAUAGGAUUGAUAUUACGCUCUUAUAUGCUUUUUUUGGUUGUUUUACCGGCGUUUUUACCCAAUUAUGCGCGAACAUUGUUACAAAUACUUUUACCUAAAUACGCGAACUCAAAUGCUGGAUCUAUAUUACCGCAUUAUAGUAUUUAUAUCCCGAUCAUGGCGUUCAAUGGUAUACUUGAGUCAUUCUUACAUAGCACAGCAACAUCUAGCGUUAUCAACAAUCAUUCAAGGUUUUUGAUAAUUCUAUCAGUAAUUCUAAUGCCAUCUAUAUACUUCUCUUUGAAGUAUACGCCAAGUUGUUAUCACUCAAUCAUUGUGGUUUAUGCAAAUAUCAUUAAUUUGGGGCUGAGAUCUCUCUAUGCUUACAGGUAUACCAGUAGCUCAUUGAACGUACCUAAGAUCACACCAAAUAAGGUUGUCUUACUUGCAUGUGGCGUCACAGGAGCCAUAACAAGUUAUUCAAUCUCGCUGUCUUUAGUUCAACACAUUAUCACUGGAGGUGUUUGUGCAUUGACUGUUCUUCUCGUUAUCGUUAUCACGGAACAAAAAUUCUAUUUGUCGACGAUCGACAAGAUUAAAUUGUAUAAUAAUGAUAUAAAGUCUAAAUAAUACACAUGCAGUUCUUCU
Messenger RNA from Wallemia mellicola CBS 633.66, 1479 nucleotides. RefSeq lists its product as hypothetical. Gene Ontology annotation, biological process: glycolipid translocation; dolichol-linked oligosaccharide biosynthetic process. Gene Ontology annotation, cellular component: endoplasmic reticulum membrane. The transcript is spliced from 2 exons. The record is from RefSeq and is a predicted model, not a curated record. The coding region runs from base 1 to 1461 and encodes 486 amino acids. Lineage: Eukaryota; Fungi; Basidiomycota; Wallemiomycetes; Wallemiales; Wallemiaceae.